AUGUCUGCGCUCCGUCUCGUCACUUCUGCUGCUCGGAGAGCACCUAGGACUUUCGCCCUCGGCAGGAGAGGCUACGCCGAGGCUGCCGACAAGAUCAGUUUGUCCCUCGUCCUCCCCCACCAGGCCAUCUUCACUUCCGCAGAUGUCGUGCAGGUGAACCUUGCUGCGGCAACUGGUGAUAUGGGUAUCCUCGCCAACCACGCGCCGACGAUCGAACCUCUCCGCCCUGGUGUCGUUGAGGUUAUUGAGGGUGGUAACACGUCGAAAAAGUGGUUCGUCUCUGGCGGCUUCGCUACCGUUCACCCGAACAACAAGCUUACCAUUAACGCGGUCGAGGCUGCUCCCCUUGAUGCCUUCUCACCAGAGGCCGUUCGUGCGAACCUCCAGGAGGCGCUGAAGGUUGCGGCAGGCAACGGUUCGGAGGAGGACAAGGUCGAGGCGCGGAUUGAGGCGGAUGUGUAUGAGGCGCUCCAGCACGCGCUUUCCAAGUAG
Messenger RNA from Dichomitus squalens LYAD-421 SS1, 492 nucleotides. Its product is annotated as epsilon subunit of F1F0-ATP synthase N-terminal domain-containing protein. The record is from RefSeq and is a predicted model, not a curated record. The coding region runs from base 1 to 492 and encodes 163 amino acids. Gene Ontology annotation, molecular function: proton-transporting ATP synthase activity, rotational mechanism. The transcript is spliced from 4 exons. Gene Ontology annotation, biological process: proton motive force-driven ATP synthesis. Lineage: Eukaryota; Fungi; Basidiomycota; Agaricomycetes; Polyporales; Polyporaceae.